UUGUGCCAAGAAGAAAGAUCUUUUAAAGAGGAUUUUUCCUUCUCAUGUGUCUUAGUUUCAGACCAUUGUGAAUCUCACCUCUGCCCUCUUGGAUCGAAAUGCGUCUUUUCAACAGGAGAAUGCGAAUGUCGUUCAUAUUGUCGUUCAACUGGACCGGCUGUAUGUGGCUCAGAUCGGGUCUCCUAUGCUUCCGCUUGUCAUCUAUUCGUCAGAGCGUGCCUGCUUGCCAAAAAAGGANUUUCACUUCGUAUGGUCAGUUUUUCAGGAAAGAGAAAUCCCUGCGAGGAUUUGCGCUGUGGACCAGGAGAGGACUGUGUUGUCUCUCAGGUAAUUUAUGGCGUACUAUCAGCUAAGUGCGUGUGCCCAAGUACCUGUCCAUCUUACGGUGAUUCAGUUGUAUCGUCUCCUGUAUGCUCUUCGCAAGGUAUCGACUAUCCUUCACUAUGUCAUCUCAAGCAACAUGCCUGUCAUACUCAGACCAACAUUACUGUCAGAUACUUCGGCGAAUGUGAUCCAUGUGCUAAUGUGGAGUGUGCUCGUGGAACGAGAUGUAAGCUGAACUCGUUAAGAAAACCCGAAUGUCGAUGUAGUGAACAGUGUGCUCUUCAUUUUGAGCCAGUCUGUGCUGAUAAUGGGUUGACGUACACCAAUGAAUGUGUGAUGAACGUUGCCGCUUGCAAAGAAGAUAAUCAGCUGUCUGUCUACAAAAAGGGGAAAUGCUCAGAUUUCCAUAAUCCUUGUGAUGAUCUUGAAUGUUCUCGUGGAGCUCGUUGUCAUAUCCUGAAGAACGGUACAGCCAGUUGUGUCUGUCCACAGAAAUGUGCCCAAGCACUUACUCCUGUCUGCGGAACGGACGGAAUCACCUACGAUAACGAGUGUGAAGUUCAUCGCCAUGCUUGUAUGGAACAGGCUCACAUAGCCGUACGUCAUCAAGGACCAUGCGGAGAAGGUCUGUGUGCUUCCUUCACAUGUAAGUCGCCACUGGCUUGUGUAGUAGUCGACGACAAACCAUCCUGUGUGUGUCCCCAAUGCACGGACGAACUCCGAGAGGUCUGCGCCAGUGAUGGCCGCACUUACCCAAACGAGUGUAAAAUGCGUAAAGCAGCGUGUGAUAGCGGAACGACACUUUUCGUGAAGUACAAUGGAAUUUGUGAAGGGUGUGCCAAGAAAAACUGUCAGUACUACUCCACUUGUAUCGUAGAGAAUGGCAAAGCAGAAUGUCGCUGUCCCACUGAGUGUAACAGGAAUAUGCCUUACCGGAUGGAUUCUACUCUGCUUUCAGUUUGCGGUACGGACGGUGUGACAUAUUCGUCAGAAUGUCACCUGAGGAAGAGUGCCUGUCAGCAGAAGAAGUUCAUCGUAGUGGCUUUUGAAGGAAAAUGCGAUGCAUGCAUUCACGUCGAAUGCGGCUUUGGUCAGGAAUGUCGUGGUGGAAAAUGCAUCUGCUCCUACCAAUGCCCUUCAUCACCCCCACAAUCUGCACGUGUCUGUGGAGAAGACGGUGUUUUGUAUGCUUCGGAUUGUCAUCGGCAGUUAGCCGCUUGCCAGAAAGGCUCUCCAAUUCCAGUCAUGCCUCUCACCCACUGUCACUCCGCUAUGGCAUCUGUUUCAGACGCAUGUCAUUGCCACAGCCUCGGAUCGUUCGGCCCUCAUUGUGACAAGAACGGUAACUGCAGAUGCCGAGCAGGUGUUGGUGGAUCGAAAUGUGAUCACUGUCUACCGGGAUUUUGGGGCCUGCACCUUAUUGCGAUCGGUGCACAGUCAUGCAAACCAUGCGGCUGUUCGGUGUUCGGCUCUUCUCGUCCUGAUUGUGAGCAGUCCACUGGCAGAUGUGAAUGUUCUCGUGGUGCACGUGGAAAAACCUGCGAUCGAUGUGACGACGAUUUAGUUAUGACUUCUUCGGGAUGUGUUGAGAGGGAGGAGUUCCGAGCGCCCAGGAGCUGUGCAACAUUGGAAUGUCAUCACGAAGCCAAAUGUGUAGAAUCUCAAAGUGGACACCCUCAUUGUGUGUGUCCAUCACACUGCGAUAUCGGACAUCUUGGUAUAGUUGCCAACAUGAGUGUUUGUGGUUCGGACGGUACGACUUAUGAGAAUUUGUGUCAACUUACUCAGUUCGCAUGUAAACACCAACUCGAUCUGGUGGCGGUCUCGCUUGGAAUCUGUUCUGACGGUGGGUCACAAGGCUUUUUACGCAGAAUUUCUCACUGA
Haemonchus placei is the source of this 2208-nucleotide messenger RNA. Lineage: Eukaryota; Metazoa; Nematoda; Chromadorea; Rhabditida; Trichostrongylidae. The record is from the annotation of a GenBank genome assembly.